Prunus persica (peach) is the source of this 1997-nucleotide messenger RNA. RefSeq names its product WAT1-related protein At3g02690, chloroplastic. Gene Ontology annotation, cellular component: chloroplast; membrane. The coding region runs from base 72 to 1421 and encodes 449 amino acids. The record is from RefSeq and is a predicted model, not a curated record. The transcript is spliced from 6 exons. NCBI's taxonomy places the organism in Eukaryota, Viridiplantae, Streptophyta, Magnoliopsida, Rosales, Rosaceae.
UGGCCCUCUGGGUAGACGAGGAUUUUCUUCUUGGUAGACGAGGUCGCUGGAAAAAUAUAGAAAAAAGGAAAAUGGGGCGGCUGUGCUCCACCUCAGUUUCAGCCUUUUCUUGCGGCGGCUGCUAUUACCAAUUCUUCUACAACUACCACCCUCCUGCCUCUGUUGAUAUUACGUGGCCGCCCAGGGGGUGUAGGGUUAACAGUAGUAUCAAAAAACGAAACAAUGCCCCAAUCAAAGCACUCAGUCCACUGCCAUACUGUUCUUCUACUUGCCUUGCUAUUUCUCCAUGCAAUGGAAAACCACCCAACAACAACUGUAACUACAAGUCCCUCCAUAAAUUUAUUGCCAAUUGUACUCCUUCUACUGAUACUGGUACUGAGUCUAUUGACACCGGGCUCCAAGAUUCGUCGUCGUUUCCCGCCGUUGAUUGUGUGGGGACAGGCCAGGACGUAGAGUGCGCGGUCUCUUCCUCAUCCUCCGAAGAAAUUCAACAACAAAGGACCGUUGGAGUGGAAUUGAUACAACAACAGCUGCAAGAAUGGACAGUAUUGGUCUCUCCCUUCUUCUUUUGGGGCACCUCUAUGGUGGCAAUGAAGGAGGUUUUGCCAAAGGCUGGCCCUUUCUUCGUCUCCUCCUUCCGCCUAAUUCCUGCUGGCUUUCUCCUCAUUGCGUUCGCCGCCUCUCGAGGCCGCCCCCUUCCAUCUGGCCUCACUGCUUGGCUAUCUAUUGCGCUUUUUGGCCUCGUCGAUGCCGCUUGUUUUCAAGGUUUUCUUGCUGAAGGUUUGCAGAGGACAUCUGCUGGCCUCGGCAGUGUUAUAAUUGAUUCACAACCUUUGACGGUGGCUAUACUUGCGGCCUUGUUCUUGGGUGAGUCCAUUGCGUUCCUUGGAGCUGCAGGGCUUGUUCUUGGUGUCAUUGGACUUUUACUUCUCGAGGCACCUUCGCUUUCUGUUGAUGGAAGCAACUUUUCAUUGUGGCAAAGUGGGGAGUGGUGGAUGCUUCUCGCAGCUCAGAGCAUGGCAGUUGGCACAAUCAUGGUGCGCUGGGUUUCCAAGUACUCUGAUCCUAUUAUGGCAACUGGAUGGCACAUGGUUAUUGGUGGUCUACCCCUUGUUAUGAUCUCCAUUCUUAAUCAUGAAAAUGCUGUUAGUGGAAGUCUAAUGAGUUUCACAGAAAAUGAUGCGUUGGCACUCCUUUAUACAUCCAUUUUUGGAAGUGCCAUCAGCUAUGGUGUAUACUUCUACAGUGCAACAAAAGGUAGCCUGACAAAGCUCAGCUCCCUUACCUUUCUGACCCCAAUGUUUGCUUCUAUAUUUGGGUAUCUAUAUCUUGGUGAGACCUUCUCACCCUUGCAAUUGGCUGGGGCCAUCAUUACUAUUGUUGCAAUAUACAUGGUCAACUAUAAAACCACUGUCGAAUGAAGCAUAUAGUCAACAGGGAUGCAUUGAACAUGUGAACGAGGAGAGGUAGUUAGGUUGAUUGGCAAGCUGGAUAUUGGCCCUCUCACUUUUGCAACUUGUGUUCUAUCUUCUAUAUUAAAAGAAGAAUUGUGAAAAAUAUACACCAGAAAGGAAAAAGGACAGAAAUUCGGACAUCUUACCAUUUAGUGUUACUAAAGUAGAGAGAAAGGGCCGAAUUGUUGCAAUCAUAUUCUCAGAGCAUAGCAUUUGGUUGCCUCUUAUCUCACUGCCAUAGCCACACCUACACCACAUGGUACGCUUGUAUACUCUGGCUGAACUCAGAAGCUGCAAUUAUGAAUUAGUCAUUUGCACGGAAAAAUUGUGUCUUGGUAAAGAUCUUAUUUGUAAAGGAGAGAGAUUGUCCUUCGUUAUUUGUACAGAAGUGAAUGAGUGUAUGUUGUAUUGAGGAUUUCCCCCGUGAGAUUGAAAUCGUUAAUAGUUUAGGUAUUCCCUCAAUGACAAAUGGAAAACUGGGCAGGCAAGGAGUGUAAAUUAUUUCGGAUUUGAUUGCUUUUUGCAUGUGUGAUUCUAAAAUAA